AGCAAGGUGAACAAACUGAUUGGUGACUUGGUGAGCCCGUGGAUGGGGUGAGUGGUGGACAUGCCAAGCCAACACAAGACUAUUCAUCAACUAGACAGAUAUUCCAUUACAGUUGUUCAGAAUAAUUUCCAGUCCAUUUGCAAAGCUUUACGGUUAGCUGCGGUGCACCUUAUUUCUUCUGACUGACUAGUCUGCUAUUGACUGACUAGUCUGCUAUUGAGACUAAUCAGUUUGUCACCAGAAUAUAUCGUUCAAUCUUAGACUUUUCUUUUGCUUAGUUAUUUCAUUUUAUAUAUUUGAUGGAUCCUUCCACAGAGGAAGACUAAUCCUUUUUUUUUAAACAACUACAGCAAGCAAUUUUCUUGGCCUGAACAUAUGUAUUACUCAAAAGUUGAUUCAGUGAUAGAGUAUUUGGAGAAAUACAGGCAGUAUGAAGGGAAGACUUGUCAUCGCUUUCACGAUCACAUUAAUUAAUUAUCAAAUGUCUAUGUCACAACGUGUGUUCUGGUACAAAUGUUACUUAAGGACCUUUCACUGUCCAAUUGACAUUGUGAAGAAAACUGAACCCCCAUAUUCACCAAACAGAUUUAUGCUCUUGACAAGUCACAAUAUUGCAGUAUGACCAAAGCACUAGUUUCAAGCAGCUUAUUGAGGCUGGGGUAAUCAACAGAACAUCAUGAUGUCUGAAGUAGUUGCUUCUGCGGUAGUUGGCGAGGCUGUGAGCAGGGUCUCCACCUUCUUCGUCGACAAGCAUAAACGGAAACUAAGUGAGGAAGAUGGCCUGGAGAGGCUGGAGAUGGCACACAUCAGAAUGGAGGCCGCUCUGGAGAUGUCCGGAAAGUGGCCGCCGGUCACAGAUGCCUCGCUGCUGCGUUGGAGGAAGAAGCUGAAGUGCGCCUCCGAAGAGUGCAGCCAAGUCAUGAACAGAUGCAAGCGUCGCGCCAUGGAAGACGAUGAGAUGGAGCAGCAGAUCAGGCGAUGCUCUUUCCCCAGACGGAUCGCCCAUGAGACAAGAUCAUUCUUCUCCUCUUUCUCCGGCGACAAGAAUGUUGAUAGCCUAAUCACAACCUCGACCAUUCAGAGGUUUGAAAGGUUUGCUGAUGGCGCCGGUGAGUUCCUGAGAUUCUUGCAGUUCGGCAGCAUAGGCAGCAUCAACUACAUGCUCGUUGAUCCUCUCACAGGUCCCCUUCUUGCCGGCAAAGCUCUGCAGUUUGAAAAUCCUCCUGGAAUAAGUGGGUACUACCUAGCGGCACGGCCACUACGAUUUGCAGAGCGAGGAGUAGUAGCCUGUGUGUUUCUUCAGUACAAGAACCAUGAGAGGCCAGAGGAAAACUUCCUCCUCGGAAUUUUGAUACGGGUGACAGCAAGCACGAAUGUGGUCGGGAUUAUGGCCAGGUGCUCGGAGAAGCUUACCUCCAAUUUCAAGCCUGUUACUGAAGCUGUGAGGCAAGAGCUCGCUCAGUUCCACCAGCGAGGCUUCUACUGCUUCCCGUUUGUUGCUUCUACUGAUCCAGAGUACUCGAGAAUCCACCAAUCCGAAACUCACCGUGCUCGCCCAAACCCGGCAUGCUGCGAAGAAGAACACGAGCACCAUGGUCGCCGCAGAAGCAGUGACAUGGUUGAGCCGUUAGGUGCAUUCCCGGAGCCGGUGAUCAAAUUGGUCGUGCAACGCCAUGUCUCUGCUACACGACACAAGAGAACAUCGUCUUCUUCAUCAUAUUCAUGUUCAUGUGGUCAUGCCAACAUGGGUUGCUCGGGGCCGACUCUGCUGCAGGUGACGGCCGUCUUCGCGCCGCACGCCUCGCCGGAGGAGCUGCCGUCCGGAGCCAAGAGCGUCGCCGUCGUGGCGAUCGACGGGAGGGAGGAGCAAGCGGUGCGCACUAACGUUGGAUGGCGUGAGAUGGAGGAGCUGCUGCCGAACGCCGUCGAUCGCCUGUGCCACGAGGCUGCGGCGCAUGAGGUGUUCUGGAGAUCCGGCCAUGGCGUCGCCUACCUGUGCGUGGAGAAGAUGGGCACGGAGAUGGCAAGGUGCAGGCCGACUCAAUGGCGGGUGUAAAGGUAGACGACGGUGGCCUCAAGCCCUGAAUGAGUAACGUUUUUGCAACGACAUGACCUUGAGCUGGAGAGCCAAGCAGCUGUGAUCUCUGAAUUUCUAGAGUUGUGGGUUCAGGGUAGUCCUAUCCUGAUGCAAUUCUCAGUGGUGGACUGGAUUCAGGCCCUAUUUGGCUUUUUCUCGAACGCGCAAAAGGAUUGCACGUUAAUAUAUUAGAAGAUAAGAAUAUUCGAUACACAACGCAUUAAGCCAGACCGACUUAUGCCAAGAGAGGAGGGAGGCCCUACUUGGUGGAGAUUCUGAAAAGAGCAAUUCUACGGUCCUUAAGGAGGUACCAUGAGGUACCAAAAUUUUAGUGUAAAAUUUGGUACAUCAUAGUACCUAGAUACCAAGAGGUACCAAAUUUAUAAUAGAAAAAAUGGUACCUCAUAGUACCUACUCAAGAACCAUAAAAUUGCUCUGGUAUGUAAAUAUGAGCUCAACAUGGUGUUGAAGCUUUGAUGUGUAAUCGGUCAUUUUGUCUGAAUUUUGCAUGCCUCACCCUGUUUCCUUUUAGUAUU
This is a messenger RNA of Oryza sativa Japonica Group (Japanese rice), 2613 nucleotides long. RefSeq lists its product as uncharacterized. NCBI's taxonomy places the organism in Eukaryota, Viridiplantae, Streptophyta, Magnoliopsida, Poales, Poaceae. The record is from RefSeq and is a predicted model, not a curated record.